Messenger RNA from Tupaia belangeri chinensis (Chinese tree shrew), 972 nucleotides. RefSeq names its product olfactory receptor 7A17. The record is from RefSeq and is a predicted model, not a curated record. The coding region runs from base 1 to 972 and encodes 323 amino acids. Gene Ontology annotation, biological process: G protein-coupled receptor signaling pathway. Gene Ontology annotation, molecular function: G protein-coupled receptor activity; olfactory receptor activity. NCBI's taxonomy places the organism in Eukaryota, Metazoa, Chordata, Mammalia, Scandentia, Tupaiidae. Gene Ontology annotation, cellular component: membrane. The transcript has a single exon.
AUGGAACCAGGAAAUGAAUCAAGAAUUUCAGAAUUUCUUCUUCUGGGACUUUCUGAGAAACCCACAUUACAGCCUCUCAUAUUUGGGCUUUUCCUCUCCAUGUACCUGAUCACCAUCAUUGGAAACCUGCUCAUCAUCCUGGCCACCAUCUCAGACUCCCACCUGCACACUCCCAUGUACUUUUUUCUUGCCAACCUGUCCUUUGUGGACAUCUGUUUUAUCUCCACCAGUGUCCCAAAGAUGCUGGUGAAUAUCCAGACACAGAGCAAGGUCAUCACCUAUGCAGGCUGCAUCACCCAGAUGUAUUUUUUCAUAGCUUUUACAGGAUUGGAUGCCUCCCUCCUGACCGUGAUGGCCUAUGACCGGUAUGUGGCCAUCUGUCUCCCCUUGCACUACUCAGUCAUCAUGAACUCCUGGCUCUGUGUGUUGCUGAUUUUGUUGUCUUGGAUCACGAAUGUCCUGAACUCAUUAUUACAUAGUUUAAUAGCAUUGCGGCUGUCCUUCUGUACACCAUUAGAAAUCCCCCACUUUUUCUGUGAACUUAACCAGGUGGUCCACCUUGCAUGCUCUGACACUUUUAUCAAUGACGUGAUGAUUUAUUUCUCAGCUGUGGUACUGGUUGGUGGUCCCCUCAUUGGGAUCCUUUACUCUUACUAUAAGAUAGUUUCCUCCAUCCGUUCAAUCUCAUCAGCUCAGGGGAAGUAUAAAGCCUUUUCCACCUGUGCCUCUCACCUCUCUGUUGUCUCCUUAUUUUAUUGUACAAGUCUAGGAGUGUAUCUUAGUUCUGCUGUUAUCCAAAAUUCACAAUCAAGUGCAAGAGCCUCGGUAAUGUACACUGUGGUCACUCCCAUGCUGAACCCCUUCAUCUACAGUCUGAGGAAUAAAGACAUAAAAAGGGCUCUGAGAAGUUUCCUUUGCAGGAAAACUAUCAAAGGAUCAACUGUCCUGCUAUUGAAGAAGUGUGCUUGUUAG